UUCAAUUUACCACCUUUAAUCAGACUGCUUAAUUUCAAAAGUGUUUGUGUUACAAACUCCCCCUCCCAUCCCUCUAAAUCUGGUCUUGUGAACAGUGUAAAUUUUUUAGACAAUUAAAGAAGUGUUUCUGUAUAUUAUGGGAGUAAGGUUCAGAUAAUCUUGGGUGGGUUAAAGUAUCCUACUGAGUAAUCUGGACAAGGGGAAAGUACUAAAGAUUCUUAGGGCAGUAUGAGAUAAACUCUUUCUUCAUGACUUCAGAAGUCUGGUUACUCAUUUACAACCAGGAUAAGAUAAAUGUUCAAGUAACUAGAGAAGUUCUAUACACCACUUGUAAACCACUUGGGAAGUUUUUAUUCUACUACUGAACCAUGUUCCCAUAAACAUUCGGUUACCUCUAAACUUCCCACAUCUGGAAGAGAACAAGCUGUGGCAUCACACCAUGCUACCCCCUCCUAUGUCCUACUCACUCCCAAAGAAUUUCUCCUUUAAGCGACUAGAACAUUGGCUGCUUACUCACACCAGAUUCCUCAGGAUUGGCUGGGACUGCAAAUAAACUCUGUUUGCCUAUAGUCAAGUUGAUAAGCUGCAACAUAAAUGCACACAAAUUCCCAGUCUUAAAAUAUAACAUGAAGCAUUUGCUAUCUUCUUCCCUCCUAUUAUUUUCAUGCGAGACCUGAAGAAUAAACACUGUCCUUGGCCAAAAGAAAAAGGUCUUUGAAGAGAGAAAAAAACUCUAAGAUGGGUCUACUGAGUUCUAAAAACCCACAAACCAAGCAAGCCCAGAUUCUUCUUCUGGGACUUGACUCAGCUGGGAAGUCUACCCUCCUUUACAAAUUGAAGCUUGCUAAGGAUAUCACGACCAUCCCAACAAUAGGUUUCAACGUGGAGACGAUCGAGUUGGAAAAGAGUCUUUCGCUCACGGUCUGGGAUAUUGGAGGACAGGAGAAAAUGAGAACCGUGUGGGAGCACUACUGUGAGAACACCGAUGGGCUUAUGUAUGUUGUGGAUAGUACAGACAAACAGCGGCUGGAAGACUCCAGGAGAGAGCUGAAGCACAUUUUGAAGAAUGAACACAUUAAAAAUGUGCCUGUUGUUCUAUUAGCCAACAAACAAGAUGUGCCUGGAGCUCUGUCUGCUGAGGACAUCACUAGAAUGUUCAGAGUGAAGAAGCUGUGCAGUGACAGGAACUGGUAUGUGCAGCCCUGCUGUGCCAUCAGUGGGGACGGGCUGAUGGAGGGGUUCAGGAAACUGACCGGAUUUGUGAAAAGCCACAUGAAAUCAAGAGGAGACACCUUGGCAUUCUUCAAGCAGAACUGA
Felis catus (domestic cat) is the source of this 1317-nucleotide messenger RNA. It is a transcript of the gene ARL14, whose product is annotated as ADP ribosylation factor like GTPase 14. Gene Ontology annotation, molecular function: GTP binding; GTPase activity. The transcript has a single exon. Gene Ontology annotation, cellular component: cytoplasm. Lineage: Eukaryota; Metazoa; Chordata; Mammalia; Carnivora; Felidae. Bases 739 to 1317 code for a protein of 192 amino acids. Gene Ontology annotation, biological process: vesicle-mediated transport; intracellular protein transport. The record is from RefSeq and is a predicted model, not a curated record.